CAAUUCACAUCCCAUAAUUUCCCCCAAACCCAAUCCUUCUCACAGAAACACCCACUCUCUCUCUUACCACCUUUUCCCUUCUUUUUUUUAACAAUUAAAAUAAAUUAAAAAAAGGGGUAAUCCCUCACAUCUGACUUACGUUUCCACCAUUUCUUCUUCAUUCAUCUCCCCUAAUUUCUCAAUCACCUCCUCCACUUCACCUCUGCAAUUUCCUCCAUCCUCUCUCCUCCGCUGGUAGAUGGAACCACCUGCGACGGAAUCUUCCUCCGCUGCACCUCAAUCCACCGCUAACAACGACGAACAACGAGUUUAUUUGGUGCCUUUCAGGUGGUGGAAAGAGGCUCAAGAUGUUUCGACAUCGACGAGUGAUUCAAGCGGGGAGAGAGGGGUUUUAUACAGUGCGUCAUCCUCAUCGUCUUAUGCUGGUCCGUUGAAGCUUAUCAACAACAUUUUUGGUUCGGAUCUCUUGUUCAAUCUUAGGAGAGAGGAGGAAAUUAGUAAUAAAAAUGGUGAAGUUGGAGUUUCUGGCCGCGAUUAUGCUUUAGUUUCGGGAGAAAUGUGGUUGCAGGCUUUUAAAUGGCAUAGUGAUUCUAAAAGUGGAAUGAAGCGUGUUGGAAGUUUUUCAGCUGGUGAUGUUGACAUAGCAGAUGUUUACCCUUUACAACUCAGGCUUUCUGUUUUGCGAGAAGCAAACUCAUUAGGAGUUAAGAUUAGCAAAAAGGAUAAUGUUGCAGAACUCUUCAGACGAGCUUGCAAAAUAUUCAAUACUGAGGCUGAGUUGUUGCACAUAUGGGACUUCUCUGGCAGGACAAGUCAUUUUUUUGUGAAUGACAACAGCUCACCUCCAAAGGAUAUUCAGCGUCAAUCUGAUCAGGAGAUACUUCUGGAAUUGCAAAUUUAUGGGUUGUCAGACUCUCCCAAGUCUAGGGAUGGGAAGAGAGACGAGUUCUCUGAGAUGGCUAAUGCUGCAGGUUCCUCUUCCAGUGCAUCUACGACAAUGAAUGGUAGCACUGGAAACAGUUACCGUUUUCCUAGGACCAAUUCUUUAACUUUUAGUAGCAGUCCAGCUGAAUCAGGUUCUUUGGGCUUGACUGGAUUGCAAAAUCUUGGAAAUACAUGUUUUAUGAACAGUGCGCUUCAGUGCUUAGCACACACUCCAAAGCUUGUUGACUAUUUUCAUGGAGAGUACAAUAAAGAAAUUAAUCAUGAUAAUCCCUUGGGCAUGGAUGGUGAGAUUGCUUUGGCAUUUGGAGAUCUGAUAAGGAAGUUAUGGGCUCCCGGAGCGACUCCAGUAGCACCACGAAUAUUCAAAUCGAAGCUCUCUCGUUUCGCUCCUCAAUUCAGUGGCUUUAAUCAGCAUGAUUCACAAGAACUGCUUGCUUUUUUGUUGGAUGGACUACAUGAAGAUCUGAAUCGCGUGAAAUUAAAGCCUUAUGCAGAAGCUAAGGAUGGAGACGGUCGACCAGAUGAGGAUGUAGCUGAUGAGUAUUGGUUGAAUCAUCUGGCUCGGAAUGACUCUAUCAUUGUUGAUAUUUGUCAAGGUCAAUAUAGAUCUACACUAGUUUGUCCAGUUUGCAAAAAGGUGUCCAUUACUUUUGACCCCUUCAUGUAUCUGUCACUUCCUAUGCCUUCAACCACAAUGCGGACGAUGACCUUGACCGUCAUGAAUACUGAUGGUAGCUCCAUGCCAACGGUGUUCACUGUUUCUGUGCCUAAGUAUGGGAAAGGUGAAGACCUUGUUAAGGCCUUGACCACUGCAUGCUCGUUGCAAAUUGAUGAGACACUGUUGGUGGCUGAGAUAUACAACCAUCGUAUCAUUAGGUUUUUGGAAGAUUCAUCCGAUUCACUGUCCUUGAUUAGAGAUGAGGACCGUCUAGUUGCUUAUCGGCUACCUAAAGCUACUCAGAAAGAAGCUACAAUUGUGUUUAUGCAUCAGGAGGUGGAAGAGCAUUAUGUCCAUGGGAAACUUACUUCAGGAUGGAAAGCAUUUGGAAUUCCUCUUGUCGCUAGAAUCUGCAACAAUGCUAAUGGAUCAGAUAUCUGUAACUUGUAUACGAAGUUGCUUAAUCCAUUUCUCAUGCCCAAUGAAGAUGACUUACAAGAUCAGGAUGCCUCCAAAAGCACUGCUACUGAGAAUUUGGUAGAGAUCACCACAAAUCUUAUUGCUACGGAAACAAGUGAUGAUGCUGAACCCACUAAUGAAGAGGGGGUUAACUUAGCAGCUGAUAGUGAGUUCGAAUUCUACCUUACAGAUGAAAAGGGGAUUCUGAGGAACUCCAAAAUAGAAAUGGCGGAUCCUUUAACUUCUGAGGACCUUCCGAAACGGUUGAAUAUUGUUGUUUCUUGGCCUGAGAAGAAGAGUGAAAUUUUUGAUACUGUUCUUCUUGGUACUCUGCCUGAAAUAUUCAAGUCUGGCUUUCUGGCUAAAAGACCACAGGAGAUCGUAUCUCUUUAUAGAUGCCUGGAAGCAUUUUUAAAAGAGGAGCCUCUUGGACCUGAAGACAUGUGGUAUUGUCCCGGAUGUAAGCAGCACCGUCAGGCCACCAAAAAGUUAGAUCUUUGGAGACUCCCCGAAAUCCUGGUCAUUCACCUGAAGAGGUUUUCAUACAGCAGAUACACAAAAAACAAGCUGGAGGCGUAUGUUGAUUUCCCAGUUGAUGAUCUUAAUUUGUCCAUGUAUAUUGCUAACAAGAAUACCCAGCCAUCUUUCCGUUAUGUGCUUUAUGCAAUCAGCAAUCACUAUGGAGGCUUGGGAGGUGGUCAUUACACUGCUUUUGUCCAUCAUGGAGGUGGACGGUGGUAUGACUUUGAUGACAGCAAUGUAAUCCCCAUUAAUGAAGAGAGGAUAAAGACUUCAGCCGCUUAUGUUCUUUUCUAUAGAAGAGUUGCAGAUUCCUAACAGGCAAACAUCAGCUAUUGACUGUCAAUACUCUAGAGUAGCUUAUAUAUUAGGAAGCCUUUGAGUUAUUUAUUCAUUUAUUCAUUUGUUCCCAAAUCUGAGAAACAGUCUAAUUGAAAAGGUAGUAUUUGUUUGUUCUUUGGCAUCAUUUUUUUCCGGGGCGCUCAGGACAGGACUCCUUGACAGUUGUUGAUGAAACUCAAACGACGACCGUUGAACUGACCUUGCUGAUCAUGCUACGCUUGGCAGAUAAUAGCUUAAAUAGUUGAGUUUGGUACCAGGGUGAGCAUCUUUUACAUUUGUAGCUCUGCAGAUGAAAUUCCUUUAGUAGUUGUUACGGAUUACUAACCCAUUCGUUUUCAGGAAUUAAAAUUACCUGACAUCAUUUCUUCCUCUU
Messenger RNA from Spinacia oleracea (spinach), 3296 nucleotides. RefSeq names its product ubiquitin carboxyl-terminal hydrolase 8. Gene Ontology annotation, molecular function: cysteine-type deubiquitinase activity. The record is from RefSeq and is a predicted model, not a curated record. The transcript has 13 exons. Lineage: Eukaryota; Viridiplantae; Streptophyta; Magnoliopsida; Caryophyllales; Amaranthaceae. The coding region runs from base 239 to 2899 and encodes 886 amino acids. Gene Ontology annotation, biological process: protein deubiquitination.